AGAUUCCCAGGUUGAUACAGAGCUCCCUCCCAGAACUCUGCCAUGUAUAUAAGCUCUGAGCUCUCCAAAGCCCACUGCCAGUUCUCUUCGUGGACUAACUGCAACGGAGAGACUAGAGAUGAUUCCUCUCUUAUCCAUAUUUUCUCUGUUCUUGCUUGUUGUGGUUAACCCUGCAAAUGCCAAUGGUCAUUAUGACAAGAUCUUGGCUCACAGCCGUAUCAGGGGCCGGGAUCAGGGCCCAAAUGUCUGCGCCCUUCAACAGAUUUUGGGCACCAAAAAGAAAUACUUUAGCACUUGUAGGAACUGGUAUCAAGGUGCCAUCUGUGGAAAGAAAACGACUGUGUUAUAUGAAUGCUGCCCUGGUUAUAUGAGGAUGGAAGGAAUGAAAGGCUGCCCAGCAGUUAUGCCUAUUGACCAUGUUUAUGGUACCCUGGGCAUUGUGGGAGCCACCACCACGCAGCGUUAUUCUGAUGUCUCAAAACUGAGGGAAGAGAUCGAAGGAAAGGGGUCAUUCACUUACUUCGCACCAAGUAACGAGGCUUGGGACAACCUGGAUUCUGAUAUCCGUAGAGGUUUGGAGAGCAACGUAAAUGUUGAAUUAUUGAAUGCUCUACAUAGCCACAUGAUUAAUAAGAGAAUGUUGACCAAGGACUUGAAAAACGGCAUGAUUGUUCCUUCGAUGUAUAACAAUUUGGGGCUCUUCAUUAACCAUUAUCCUAAUGGGGUUGUCACUGUUAACUGUGCUCGAAUCAUCCAUGGGAACCAGAUUGCAACAAAUGGUGUUGUGCACGUCAUUGACCGUGUCCUUACACAAAUUGGUACCUCAAUUCAGGACUUUAUUGAAGCAGAAGAUGACCUCUCAUCUUUUAGAGCAGCUGCCAUCACAUCUGAUAUAUUGGAGUCCCUUGGAAGAGAUGGUCACUUCACACUCUUUGCUCCCACCAAUGAAGCUUUUGAGAAACUUCCACGAGGGGUUCUAGAAAGGAUCAUGGGAGACAAAGUGGCUUCAGAAGCUCUCUUGAAGUACCACAUUUUAAACACCCUCCAGUGUUCCGAGGCUAUCAUGGGAGGAGCAGUAUUUGAGACUCUGGAAGGAAACACAAUUGAGAUAGGGUGUGAUGGUGACAGCAUAACAGUAAAUGGAAUCAAAAUGGUGAACAAAAAAGAUAUUGUGACAAAUAAUGGUGUUAUCCAUUUGAUUGAUCAGGUCCUGAUUCCUGAUUCUGCCAAACAAGUUAUUGAGCUAGCUGGAAAUCAGCAAACCACUUUCACAGACCUUGUGGCCCAAUUAGGCUUGGCAUCUGCUCUGAGGCCAGAUGGAGAAUACACUUUGCUGGCACCCGUGAAUAAUGCAUUUUCUGAUGAUACCCUGAGCAUGGAUCAGCGUCUUCUUAAAUUAAUUCUGCAGAAUCACAUAUUGAAAGUAAAAGUUGGCCUUAAUGAGCUUUACAAUGGACAAAAGCUCGAGACCAUUGGCGGCAAACAGCUCAGAGUCUUCGUGUAUCGCACAGCUGUCUGCAUUGAAAAUUCAUGCAUGGUGAGAGGAAGCAAGCAAGGAAGAAAUGGUGCCAUUCACAUAUUCCGAGAGAUCAUCAAACCAGCAGAGAAAUCCCUCCAUGAAAAACUGAAACAAGAUAAGCGCUUCAGCAUCUUCCUCAGCCUACUUGAAGCUGCAGAUUUGAAAGAGCUCCUGACACAGCCUGGAGAUUGGACCUUGUUUGUGCCAACCAACGAUGCCUUUAAGGGAAUGACUAACGAAGAAAAGGAAAUUCUUAUUCGGAACAAAAAUGCUCUUCAAAACAUCAUCCUUUAUCACCUGACACCAGGAGUUUUCAUUGGAAAGGGAUUUGAACCUGGUGUUACUAACAUUUUAAAGACCACACAAGGAAGCAAAAUCUUUCUGAAAGGAGUUAAUGAUACACUUCUGGUAAAUGAAUUGAAAUCAAAAGAAUCUGACAUCAUGACAACAAAUGGUGUCAUUCAUGUUGUAGAUAAACUCCUCUAUCCAGCAGACACACCUGUUGGAAAUGAUCAGCUGCUAGAAAUACUUAAUAAACUGAUCAAAUACAUCCAAAUUAAGUUUGUUCGUGGUAGCACCUUCAAAGAAAUCCCCAUAACUGUCUACAGACCCACAAUAACAAAGGUCAAAAUUGAAGGUGAACCUGAAUUCAGGCUGAUUAAAGAAGGUGAAACAGUAACUGAAGUGAUCCAUGGAGAGCCAAUUAUUAAAAAAUACACCAAAAUCAUUGAUGGAGUGCCUGUGGAAAUAACUGAAAAAGAGACAAGAGAAGAACGAAUCAUUACAGGUCCUGAAAUAAAAUACACUAGAAUUUCAACUAGUGGUGGAGAAGCAGACGAAACUCUGAAGAAAUUGUUGCAAGAAGACACACCUGUGAGGAAGAUACAAGCCAACAAAAGAAUUCAAGGAUCUAGAAGACGAUCAAGGGAAUAUCGUCCUCAGUGAAAAUCCAGACACCAGACAACAAAGUUUACAAAGCCCUAAAUCAACAACCUGAUUUUAAAGGAAAAAUAUGAGAGCCACGCUGACGUGAAGAACUGAACCACCAGCACAAAAAAGCAAUCACUGAACAAUUCUGAAUGCAAAUAUAGUAUUUUUUUUUUCUGAAUGAGAAACAGGAGGGUAAUUGUGGGCUUAGCCUCCUGUGGGAUAGAAUCUGAGGGAAACUUAACAACCUUACAGGCUUUUACAUCUUGACAUUAAAAUUUCUGGCUAACUCUGGAAUCCAUGAGAGAAAAUCCUUGCCACUGGAUUAAUUACAGUUCAAAUCUCAGAGUGGUGAGCUGUUAUCCCCUUGAGAAGAUUGAACCUUGAAUAAUGGAUAGAUAAAAUGCAUGCAAGGAGUUAGCUCUCAAUGGGAAAUGGAUAUAUAAAAAUGGGUGCUCAGUAUAAAAAAAAAAAUAAGAAAACCAAAACUUUUGUAUCAAAAAGGUUUGCACAUUUGUAAUACAAUGUGGGUUUACCAGAAAAUUAUGUUAUUUCUACAACUAAUUUUGUACUCUUGAAAUGUUUGUCUUAUGCUUCUUGCAAUACAUAUUUUUAUCUCAAACAUUUCAAUAAAACCAUUUUUCAGGUAUAAAAAGAAUUACUUCAAAGUGGGUAAUUCAAAAAACUCAAGGUUUAAGUUAAUAAGAGGUUUGGACUUGGGAACAGGACUUUAUACCUCUUUUUUUUUUAUAACAAAUACUCAUUAAAGGAAAUUGAAUGAAUUUA
Messenger RNA from Delphinapterus leucas (beluga whale), 3232 nucleotides. It is a transcript of the gene POSTN, whose product is annotated as periostin. Lineage: Eukaryota; Metazoa; Chordata; Mammalia; Artiodactyla; Monodontidae. Gene Ontology annotation, molecular function: cell adhesion molecule binding. The record is from RefSeq and is a predicted model, not a curated record. Gene Ontology annotation, cellular component: extracellular matrix. Gene Ontology annotation, biological process: extracellular matrix organization; cell adhesion.